AUGGCUUCAGUUGCAGCAGCUGAUCGGACAGUCUCGCCGACGGAGCUGCGACACUCCUUCUCCUUGGCCAUGUCGAAGAUCUACCAGGACGAAGUACCUCUCUAUUCCGACUUGCUCCGCCUCGUCUUCUCUGUGAAUGCGACUGUCCUCAGUACCCAGCCAUUAAUCAGCGAGAAGAUGCAGGCAACCAACCAGCUAGACAGGCUCCAUUACGAACGCCAUGGAGCCAUACGUCUCGGAACGGCUGAAGAGCUGGCCCUCAUGGCACGUUUCUUUGCCCUGAUGGGAAUGGAGCCAGUCGGAUAUUACGACCUGGCCCAACCGCCGGCCAAUCUGCCCAUUCACGCUACAUGCUUCUGCUGUCUGGACUUGGAAUCGCUGCUGCUGAACCCCUUCCGCAUGUUCGUCUCGCUACUGCGACCAGAGCUGAUCUCGUCACCCACUCUCCGAAGUAAGGCGCUAUCCAUUCUAUCGCGGCGGAAAAUAUUCUCAUCCCGCGCUCUGGAGCUCAUGGUCUCUGCCGAGAGCCGGGGUGGAUUACUCGAGAGCCAGGCCGAGGAGUUCGUUCACGAGGGCCUGAAGCCAUUUCGGUGGAGUGGAAAAGCCACGGUCUCGCAGGAGGAAUACAGGGAGCUGCAAGAAGAGAGUCCGCUUCUUGCCGAUAUCGUUGGCUUUCCUGGGCCACACAUCAACCACCUCACCCCGCGGACGCUGGACAUUGACGCAGUGCAAAGGGGCAUGGAAGAGAACCACAUCCCGAUGAAAGAUCUAAUCGAGGGACCGCCAGCCCGAAAGUGCGACAUUCUCCUCCGGCAGACCAGCUUCCAAGCGCUAGAAGAGAAGGUGUACUUUCCAGUUGUACAUACGGCCAAUGGCGAUACCGUUGACAUGGUGUUGGGCAGCCACACAGCUCGAUUUGGCGAGAUCGAGCAGCGGGGAGCUGCACUGACCGCCAAGGGCCGGCAGCUAUAUGACUCGUGCGUGACCAAGGCCUGGAUGCAGAAUGUCACGGCUGCCGACACGCAAGCGUAUGGGCAGAUAUUCGAGCCAAUCCCAGACUCUUGGGAAGAGUUAAGGACACAAAAACUCGCAUACUUUCGGUACUAUCCAGUUGUGGGCGCAACAAAAUCGGCAUCAGAUGGGGGACGGACUAUUGAGAAUCUUGUCCAGCAAGGGAAGGUCGCCUAUGAGCCACUAACAUACGAGGAAUUUUUGCCCUUGAGUGCAGCCGGGAUCUUCCAGAGUAAUCUGAAAAGGAAAGGCUCGUCAGGCAGUGAGGAUUCCGCCUCGACGGUGGACGACGGCGGAAUAGAGACGCUGCAGAUGGCCCUAGGAAAGGCAAUUAUAGACGAAUUUGGGACUUAUAAAAAGCUGCAGGAUGAGAGCCUGACGAUCUGCGGGGAGCUAUUCGGAGCCAGCAGUAUUUAG
This is a messenger RNA of Grosmannia clavigera kw1407, 1428 nucleotides long. RefSeq lists its product as uncharacterized. Gene Ontology annotation, molecular function: oxidoreductase activity. The coding region runs from base 1 to 1428 and encodes 475 amino acids. The record is from RefSeq and is a predicted model, not a curated record. NCBI's taxonomy places the organism in Eukaryota, Fungi, Ascomycota, Sordariomycetes, Ophiostomatales, Ophiostomataceae. The transcript has a single exon.